This is a messenger RNA of Phytophthora nicotianae INRA-310, 1165 nucleotides long. RefSeq lists its product as hypothetical. Gene Ontology annotation, molecular function: histone methyltransferase activity; protein binding. Gene Ontology annotation, biological process: chromatin remodeling. The transcript has 2 exons. The record is from RefSeq and is a predicted model, not a curated record. NCBI's taxonomy places the organism in Eukaryota, Oomycota, Peronosporomycetes, Peronosporales, Peronosporaceae. The coding region runs from base 30 to 803 and encodes 257 amino acids.
CAACAAACGAGUGGAGACUGCGGUAAGUGAUGAGCGAGACGAGAUGCGUGGGCUUCCGUUGCCUGGACCGGGACGAAUGCUACCAUUACGAUGAGAAACUAAAGAAGGCGGCAUUCAUUCAUGACGGUGAUACCUGCGAAAACUCACAGGGGGACACGCAGCACAAGUUCCGGUAUCACAGCCAGAACGGCGAGAUGCAGAUGCUCGACGCGGACGAAGUACAGGAGCUCAUGAAGUGCACGUACACGAGCAAGCUCCUCUUCCAGCGCACACAUCUGCUGCGUAACUAUGGAUUUUGGGGCUUCUCGGCCUUGGCGAACGAAUUUGAUCAGUUCGCAUCGCUUGGCCAAAGCACCGUCGAGGUGUCGCCGAAAGUGGCAAUCGGGCACGUCUCGCUGCUGAGUCAUGUCGAGGAGAAGCCGCUCGGCUUGUUUGCAGCCGAAAAUCUGGCCUGCAACGAGUUCCUGGGCGAGUAUACUGGAGUAAUUAAGGUCGGCGUCAGCGAGAUGAACGAGUUCGAUCCGUACGGCAUCUCGUACCCUUCCGUGUACGAAGGAGGCGAUCUCUACGUUAGUGCAAGCGAGUACGGCAACAUCAUUCGUUGCAUUAACCACAGCGCCACACCCAACGCUCGCUUCGUGCCAAUGGUGCACAACGGCAUCCUACGGAUUUUCUGCUUUGUGCUCCAGGAUAUCAAGCAGGGCGACCAGAUCUUCGUCAACUAUGGGCCGUCGUACUGGAAGUCCACGGGGAUCGAGCCCGUUGAAUUCCACGAACAAACUGAACCAGUUCGAGUACAAUAAACCUUUUCAUUCCCGUUUACAUAAGGGUGAGCCUCACCGUGAGGGGUACAAGGACCAACGUGGAUAGUAAGCCAGUUAAUCACUUGAAGAGGCUACGCUAAUACGCAGAGCUUAGUCCUCAAUCUCGACGAUGGCCUCGACUUCGACAGCCACGUUAAGGGGAAGAGCGUUGGUGCCGACAGCCGAGCGGGCGUGGAUGCCCUUGUCUCCGAACACCUUGCCGAUGGUGUCCGAGGCGCCGUUGAUGACGGCCGGCUGCUGCGUGAAGCCGUCGACGCAGUUGACGAAGCCCACGAGCUUCACCACACGCUUGAUCUUGUCAAGGUCGCCCACCUCCUCUGUAUAAUCAAUAGAAAAAAAGU